Messenger RNA from Pleurotus ostreatus (oyster mushroom), 2160 nucleotides. RefSeq lists its product as uncharacterized. The transcript has 5 exons. The record is from RefSeq and is a predicted model, not a curated record. Gene Ontology annotation, cellular component: cytoplasmic stress granule. Gene Ontology annotation, molecular function: mRNA binding. NCBI's taxonomy places the organism in Eukaryota, Fungi, Basidiomycota, Agaricomycetes, Agaricales, Pleurotaceae. Bases 1 to 2160 code for a protein of 719 amino acids. Gene Ontology annotation, biological process: mRNA splicing, via spliceosome.
AUGGAUGACUCUCAGUCAGCUUUCGCUACCCAUUAUCAGACGUACGGGUUUGACAUCGACAUGAUGAAGCGCUCAAUGGAGGCCCCUUCUAUUCCUGACGCGAAAAAACCACGCUGGUCCCCGACCUCGUCUUUCCCUUCAACCUCCCCUACAAACGGUUCUCACCCUCAAUCCGCUACCCGAGACGCAUUCGCCAAUUACGGUUACGGUCCCCAGGCAUCCAUUAACCAGCCGCAAUUCGCUUCGUCGCCCUCAUCAGCCAACUUCCCUAAUGGGUCUCCAUUGUACUCCACACCCAGUUUAAACAUUAAUACUCAUAAUGGAAUUGGUGGUAUGCCUCAGCUGAGCCCGAGCGUUGCAAAUGCUUUCGCCGCUCAGCAGCAACAACAGCAACAACAAGCGCAGGCACAGGCACAACAACAAGCCCAAGCCAACGGCAUUAACGGACAACUAAAUGGUUACGCCAACGGAUUCGGUGGGUACAACAUGCUCGGAAUGGGAUUGCCCGGAAUGAACAUGCUUGGAUUCCCAUACAACGGCCAAAUGGGCAACUUCGCACAGAAUUUUAAUAACCAAUCCCGUCUACCUUCCCUGAACAUCCCGGCCGCCCAAGCCUCCUAUUCUCCUAAUGCCCUAUCUGCAGCGCUUACUUCGCCCUCGAACUCGACCGGGCGCACCGUGUACAUUGGCAAUCUUCCAUCCACGGCGUCUGUCGACGAACUUCUCAAUCUCGUCCACUUCGGACCCUUGGAAAACAUCCGCGUGCUACCCGAAAAGUCUUGCGUUUUCUUGUCGUUCUUAGAUCCGGCAACUGCAGCCGCUUUCCAUGCUGACGCGACGAUCAAGAAACUCAGUCUCCACGGGCAGGAGUUGAAGAUAGGUUGGGGGAAGGCUAGCGCAGUACCCGCUCAAGUUGCCUUGGCGAUCAGUCAGAGCGGUGCUAGUAGAAACGUCUACCUCGGAGGUUUGGAGGAGGGUAUGACAGAGGAGAGGCUGCGAGAUGAGUUGAGCAGGUUCGGAUUGAUCGAUCAAGUCAAGAUCGUCCGAGACAAGAACAUUGGUUUUGUCCAUUUCUUGAGCAUCGCUACAGCUACGAAGGUUGUCAACACGCUUCCUACUGAGCCCGCCUGGGCCGGCAAGCGCGUCAACUAUGGGAAAGAUCGUUGCGCCUACGUGCCAAAAUCUCAGCAAGUCGCGGCGCAACAAGCUCAAGCUGUUGCGGCCCAAACUCUUGUCGCCCAAUCCGCUGGAUUAUCCUCUCCGCAAUCUGCCGGAUUCUCGCCUUUCUCCCCUUACACGCCGUUCACGCCUAAUGGCGUUGACAUGAGCGGAAUGGCCAAUGGAGGGAUGAAUGGCAUGAUGGCCAUGAAUGGAAUGGCUAUACAUGGCUUAGGUGCCAUGAACGGUAUGGGUGGCGUCGGUCAAGGGAUGAACAGGACCGUGUACCUGGGUAAUAUCCACCCCGAGACUUCGACGGAAGAUCUGUGCAACGCUAUCAGGGGCGGCGUUCUGCAGAGCAUCAGGUAUAUGCAAGACAAACAUAUUGCCUUUGUUACAUUCAUCGACCCUGCUGCCGCAUUGACGUUCUUCCAAGUAUCGUCGUACAACGGUCUUACUCUCAACAACCGACGCCUCAAAAUCGGUUGGGGCAAGAAUUCCGGCCCUCUUCCUCCAACACUCGCUCUCGCCGUUCACAGCGGUGCUACUCGCAAUGUUUACAUCGGCAACAUCGAGGACUUUGAUGUCUUCACCGACGAGAAGCUGAAGCGCGAUUUCGGCGAAUAUGGGGAGAUUGAGUUGGUCAACUUUUUGAAGGAGAAGAACUGCGCGUUUGUCAAUUUCACGAGUGUGGGGAACGCGAUCAAGGCAAUUGAGGGGAUCAAGGGGAAGAAGGAGUACGAGGGGCUGAGGAUCGCACAUGGGAAGGAUCGGUGCGCGAAUCCACCCCGGAGUGGAGGGAAUGUGAACGGAGGAGGACACGGCAGGCGGAAUGCGAGCGGCAACAACAGUGCACCGAACAGUGCAGGGAUAGACAUGAAUGGAGAUUUGGAGUUGGAGAACGGGGAAGCAUAUCUUAACGGUGAUCUAGAGGGAGACGAAGGACAUUUGCAGCCCGGCAUGCAUGUUGAUGGUGCCGAGCCCGUCGCCGCUGCUGCGUGA